CGAACAAUUCACCUGUUUGUCUGCAGCCUUGCGCGCAACACCAGCGUGGGAGAGUUGCACACAGACUAACUACAGAACAAUAAUGGAGGAGGCACAUGGCUCUCAGAGACUGGGUAGCCCACGUCGCGUGCCGAGGGAUCCUCGUGGCGCCGUUACCAAUAUUCGAUGCGUGCGGUGGACGGUCUCUGAGGACCAGACGGACGACCAGGCCGCGCAGAGGAGGCGCUGUGUUGCGGCUGAGGGGGGACUGGCGGUGGUGUCUCGGCGGUCGUCUCGGGCUACCGGGCGCCUUGAUAUUCGACAGAAGCAGCGGCAGCAGCAGGAAAUAAAGAAAGACAACUUACGGAAGAACUCAUUGCCAAAUCCAAGAGUCACACCUAAUAUCAGGGACAGGAUAGAUGGCCUGGCGGUACACCAAAGCGGCGGCUAUGACCCCCUGGCCUCGGCGGACCUCAUCGACGAACUGGUCCGAGAUAUGGACGCAGUAGGCCCUAUGAAGGAGGGAUUAUCCAAGUACUGCCUCAAGUACUCGAUGUUGUUGCGGCUCCUCGAGAAAGAGAGGAGGUUGGCGGCCCGCAUCCGAAGUGACCAACUCAACCGCCAAGUUGCGAAUAUGAUAGACACACUGAGAACCGAGGUCGAGAACCAGAAGUGGCUGGCGUAAGGAGGAAAGCUCUGAGGAAAGAAGAUGAAGAAGACCGAGAAAAGGGCCAAGAGCCCAAGCCCAUCUGAGGCUAUAAACAUAGGUGCUACAGGAAGUGGUGGUGGUUGCCCUGCCACGCUCAGUGGCUCAGUAAAGUUACGUCACUAUGCCCUGGCACAUUACGUGGUAAUGCCAACAGAAAGGAUUAUGGGGGAAUAUGUGAGGAUGGUAGCUCGGUGGUCUUUUUUUCUUGGGGGGGGGAGGGGGCCCGACAAGUUGUGCCGUAGAUGCACCACGGGUUCUGGGCCUAUGAAAGACGACACCCCAUCGAUCCAUGGCCACGCUACUGUGCCAGAUCGAUGGAUCUGUGUAAACGCAGUGGCCGCCGCAACCCCCUUGCAUGAUGGCGGUGCAGUGCGAGUCUUGCUGGGCCAAGUUUGCUGUUGGGAAUGCGACGUGCGACGUGAGGCUGGAGUGGCCGCGCUCGUUAUAGUCAUCCCAUGUUGCAACUGCGGGGUGGACAGAGCGGAGGAAGGGAUCCAUGUAGAGAAGACAAGAUAUGGUUGGGGUCGUGAGUAGGGGCUGAGAGAGCGGAGAGAAGAUAGAAUCAUGAGGGACCCAACCUCGUUGUGAAGCUAUUGUUGUUCUUUCG
This is a messenger RNA of Cryphonectria parasitica EP155, 1295 nucleotides long. RefSeq lists its product as uncharacterized. The coding region runs from base 83 to 664 and encodes 193 amino acids. The record is from RefSeq and is a predicted model, not a curated record. The transcript is spliced from 3 exons. Lineage: Eukaryota; Fungi; Ascomycota; Sordariomycetes; Diaporthales; Cryphonectriaceae.